AGCUCCCGAAAGCUCCCCAAGCUGCCGGCAACAAUUUUUGAGGAAAACCGGUAGAAAGCUUGAUUUUUGCCUUUCUUUUCUUGUUCAAAAACCAGAUUUGGAGCCUUGAAACUUUCUCCCCCUGCAGAGAAAAUUUCCAGAUCUGCUCUACUUUGUCUUCACCGUCGGCUGCUAUGUGGGUGGGUGAUUUCUGGGCAUUUUUUUGGUAAGAAACAGCCAUUAAUUAUUUUUUUCUUCCUUGAAUUGGCUUGGGUUUACCUUAAUUUCUCUUGGUUUCCCAAUUUCCAGUGAAUUUCUUGAUUUUUCUCCCCAAAUUUCCCGCCGGCCUUCCCCCAAAUUGUAGCUCCGGCCUUGCUUGCUGGAUUCUGGACUAAACCCAUUUUACACGAGUAUGACUGAUUUGAAGUGCUGUUUUUAUGCUUUUUAUUGAUUUGAGCAUGCCUUCUUGGAGUUUACUUAACUGCCCUGAUGAUUUGGAAAUUAUUUGUGAAUUAUAAUUUCCUGUUAACUUCUGCAUGUUUUGUCUCCGAUAUGGUCAUGUUAUUCGUGUGCCCGCUAGUGGGAGGUUUAUAAACGCUAGCACAUGUCGACAUGUUACUGAUAGAACCGGAAGCGAAACCGAGGACGGGGAAACCACGGGAAGUGACGAAUUAGAAGGCUAGCCAUAUUGUAAUUGAACAUAGAUUUUAGAUAUAAAUCAUAAUCUUGUAA
Messenger RNA from Rubroshorea leprosula, 711 nucleotides. NCBI's taxonomy places the organism in Eukaryota, Viridiplantae, Streptophyta, Magnoliopsida, Malvales, Dipterocarpaceae. The record is from the annotation of a GenBank genome assembly.